UUAUACAAUUUUGUAAAUAAGCGAUUUUUCUCCUUCACUGAUGUGCGCUAAUGAAGCUGCAGUGAUGGGCACUGAUAGGCUGCACUGAUGGACACUGAUAGGUGGCACUGAUUAGCAGCACUGAUAGGUGGCACUGAUUGGCAUUGAUAGGUGGCACUGACUGGCACUGAUGGGUGACAUUGAAUGGCAGCUCAGAUGGGCACUGAUAUGUGGCAUUGAUGUGUACUGGUAUGCACUGAUAUGUGGCACUGAUGGGAACUGGCACGUGGCACUGAUGGGCACUGGCACGUGGCACUGAUGGGCACGGACAGGUGGC
Messenger RNA from Staurois parvus, 316 nucleotides. The record is from the annotation of a GenBank genome assembly. NCBI's taxonomy places the organism in Eukaryota, Metazoa, Chordata, Amphibia, Anura, Ranidae.